AUGAGUGCAGGGGACAUGGGAGAGGCUGCAUCUCCCGUAGCAGCUAGCGAAUCCCAGCUUCAGCAGCAGCAGGAGCAGCAGCAAAUGCUGCCUAAACAGCAGGAUGCAGAGCAACAGCUGGACCAGCGUUCCGUGCCGGAGGAGAGUUUGAAGAGGCCCGACCAAGAGGAUAUGCCACAGCAACAGCAGCAAGAGCAACAGUUGCAGUCGACGACGGCGAAUGGGGAACUCCCGCAGCAGCAGCCACACCACCAGGAGCACCGUGAGCAGGAGGAGCAGCAGCAUGCGCCCCCGCCACAGCCGGCGCAGCACGAACAGCAGGAGCAGCAGGACCAACCGCAGCAGGACCAACAGCAGCCGGAACAGCAGGAGCAGGGCCAGCAGCAACAGGGCCAGCAGCAACAGGGCCAGCAGCAACAGGGCCAGCAGCAACAGGGCCAGAAGCAGCAGGGCCAGAAGCAGCAAGGCCAGCAGCAGCAGCAGCAGCAUCCUUUGCCGCACAAGGCGCCUCCUGUGGAGGUGAAGUUAUUUGUGGGGCGUGUACCACGGACUGUUCAAGAAGAACAGCUGAGGGACAUCUUCUCUCAUACAAUGGGCUCUUUGGCAUUUGCGGACGCGGCGAUUCGCGCUCUCCAUGGCACGCUGUGUCUGGAAGAGGGCGCGAGUGCAUUGGUAGUAAAAUAUGCUGCAGGGGAAGCUGCGCGGUUGGGGCUGUCUGCUGCGGCAGCAGACGGAGGAAUAGACAAGGCGAAGCUGUUCGUGGGAUCGAUCCCCCGCGCAGCAACAGAAGAGGAGCUGCGCUCCUUUUUCAAGACCUUCGGGUCAGUGGAGGAGGUAUUUAUUUUGAGAGACAGCGGCAGCGGGGGGGGCAAAGGAUGCGCCUUUAUUAAGUACCGCUAUAAAGAAGAGGCAUUGCAUGCAAUUAAAACUCUAUCCGGGAGACACACGUUUAAGGGCUGCAACAGACCCGUUGACGUCCGCUUUGCAGAGACAAAGGUCAAACAGCCGCAGCAGCAGCAUCACCUGCUGCAGCAUCAACUCGGGCUGCAGCAGCAUGCGCGGCUCUCCCCAGUAGCCGCGGCAGCAGCAGCAGCUGCUGCCAAAAACUACAACCCACGACAAGCGGGACCCUGGAGAGAGUACUUUACUUCCGACUGCAUGCCUUACUACCACAACGAGACAAACAACGUAACGACAUGGGAGAAACCAGCGGACUUCGAUGCAUUGUGUGGGGUGAGCAGCAGCGGGAGGAGCGGCUGCUGCAUGCAGUCGGGAAACGAUCCCACGGGCCCCCCCGGCGCCAACAUAUUCAUUUUUCAUAUCCCUAAGGAUUGGGGGAGACAGCAGCUGCUGAGUGCCUUUGGAGGGUUUGGCGCCGUUGUCUCUUGUUACGUAGCGCUAGACAAGGAGAGCGGUAGGAACAAAGGGUUUGGUUUUGUUUCUUAUACUACUCCUGCUGCUGCUGCUGCGGCUGUCAAUGCUAUGAACAACUGUGUUGUCAGCAACAAACGUCUUAACGUAUCCAUUAAAAAAGGAGAAGAGAAACACGCAGCACUCCACCUCCUCUCCCCAGCAGCUGCCCAGCAGGCCAAGCGACAGCAGCAGCAGCACCAGCAGCAGCAGGCGUUGCAGCAGCAGCCGCACAUGCAGCUCCAACAGCAGCACAACUUCCAGCCCCAACAUCAUACCAUCGCGCAGCAACAGCAGCCUUAUUGCGUCCCUCCCGUUUGUUCCCCCAUGCAGCCGCAGCAAGAUGACUCCAACGAUACCGCGGCAGUGGCAGCAGCAGCAGCAGCAGCGCCCGCAGCAGUUGUUGGAUACAGCGCUGGCCAGCAGUUGUCCCCUUACGCAACGCAACCCCAACAUCAAUUCCCGCAUUGUUAA
This is a messenger RNA of Eimeria maxima, 1884 nucleotides long. RefSeq lists its product as hypothetical. The record is from RefSeq and is a predicted model, not a curated record. Bases 1 to 1884 code for a protein of 627 amino acids. The transcript is spliced from 3 exons. Gene Ontology annotation, molecular function: RNA binding; protein binding. NCBI's taxonomy places the organism in Eukaryota, Apicomplexa, Conoidasida, Eucoccidiorida, Eimeriidae.